Messenger RNA from Trachymyrmex cornetzi, 1582 nucleotides. It is a transcript of the gene Pus1, whose product is annotated as Pseudouridine synthase 1. Gene Ontology annotation, cellular component: nucleus. NCBI's taxonomy places the organism in Eukaryota, Metazoa, Arthropoda, Insecta, Hymenoptera, Formicidae. The record is from RefSeq and is a predicted model, not a curated record. Gene Ontology annotation, molecular function: RNA binding; pseudouridine synthase activity. The transcript is spliced from 6 exons. The coding region runs from base 180 to 1526 and encodes 448 amino acids. Gene Ontology annotation, biological process: mRNA pseudouridine synthesis; tRNA pseudouridine synthesis.
CAAAAAAGGGGAAAUCAGAAGAAGAAAAAGACUUGCGUAUGUGUGACUUGUGAGUUGGAUAUUCUUGUGGUUUUUAUAGCGAUAUUAUAAAUGACGUGAUUUUCAAUAGAACAAGAAAAAGAAAUUCGAAUUAUUUUAACGUGAGAAUUGUUUAUAAGAUAGGAAUUAAGGUGCCGCAAAUGUUGUACAGGACAAGUUACAGCCUCUCAAGCAAAUCCAUAAAUUGUUGGGUAAAGAUUCAAUUAGAAAACAUUUAUCGCAGAACUAGCUCAGUCGUAAUGCAUCCUACAACUGACUCUGAACUAAAUACUGAUGUAAAUACUAUGCAUGGAACUAAGAGAUCCAUAGAUGAUGGCAGUGAAAAUGAAGCCAAAGUGCAAAAGACGGAAGAAGAAACAGUACAAGUGACAACAUUACAAGCAACAGAAAUGGAAACAGUACCAAGAAUAAAGAGAAAAAAUCAUGCUAUGUUACUAGGCUAUGUUGGCAAAGACUAUUAUGGCAUGCAAAGAAAUCGUGGUAUGAAAACUAUUGAGGAAGAUUUAAUUACUGCCUUACUAAAGGCAGACUUAAUAACUAAGGAACAAUUUGAGAAUAUACGUGCGAUUAAUUUUCAAAGGGCUGCACGUACGGACAAGGGAGUGUCAGCGAUUAGGCAAAUUGUUUCACUGAAACUACCGGAGAAUAGUAAUAAGACAAUAAUAAAUCAGUUCUUACCUGAUGCCAUCAGAGUAUUUGGAAUAAAACGUGUGACAAAGGGUUUCAACAGCAAAAAUCAAUGUGAUGCACGUACUUAUAGAUAUAUCGUUCCUUCCUAUGCAUUUGCAUUAGAAGAUCAAAGUUUGCUAAAACUUGGAGAGGAAGUUGACGAAGAUGAAAGAAUCAAACAGUUAUCAAUUAUUGACGGAAAGCCAUACAGUGAUUAUAGAUUAUCUCCAGAAUCUUUAGAUAGAUUAAAUUCGAUUUUGAAACUUUUCGAAGGUUCUCAUAACUUUCAUAACUUCACGUCAAAAGUGAAACCAUUAGAUCCACGCGCACGACGCUAUAUAAUUAGUUUCUGUUGUACGGAAACAUUCGUUUUAAAUGAUAUAGAAUUAGCGGUAUUGGAAAUUAAAGGGCAAAGUUUCAUGUUGCAUCAAAUCCGAAAAAUGAUCGCAAUUGUAGUUGCUAUUGCAAGGAACAUGAUAUCCAAAGAGACAAUCGAUGAAGCAUUCAAGACAAUGGACAAGAUGGACUUACCACUUGCACCUAGUUUAGGAUUGUGCCUGUGUCAUGUGCAUUAUGAUAAUUAUAGUAAAAGAUAUGGCACAGACGGUCUCCAUGAAACGUUAGAUUGGAAGGAGUGUGAAGAAGAAGUAGAAAAGUUUCAAAAAACAUAUAUUUUGCAACACAUGAUAGACACCGAAAUUUCAGAACAAACAACCUUAAAAUGGCUGAUAAGCCUCCCUUUUUAUUCUUUUAGUAACAGAGAUGUGCUACCUGUGGAGGAUGAUGAAAAACAAGAAGCUGUGCAUAAUGAUGUUUAGAUGUAAAAUGCAUAAUUCCGCCUUUGUAUCAAAUGCACUAAGAAACAUUAAAGAAA